CAUUUUUUGUGUAUUGGUUAUUGUCAGGAAAUCUUGGUUUGAAAUGAGAGAAAAGUAAAAAAAUGGCGGUACAAACGAUCGUUGCUUUUGGUGCUCUUCUGGCGGCGGCCAAUGCUGGUCUUUAUGGACACGCAACCUCCUCUCAAAGCAUUGUACGUCACGAUGGAGGCCAUUACGCCGCUCCACUGGCAUACGCUUCUGUAGCAUACGCACCCGUCGCUCAAUACGGUCAUUACGGUGGUGCUCACUAUGACGGAAAUGACUUUUAUUCUCACCCCAAAUACGACUUCGCGUACUCAGUAGCCGACCCUCACACCGGCGACCACAAAUCCCAGCACGAGAGCCGCGACGGUGACUCCGUGCACGGCUACUACUCCCUGGUGCAGCCCGACGGUUCCGUCCGUAAGGUGGAAUACUCCGCUGAUGACCACAAUGGUUUCAACGCUGUCGUACAUAACUCCGCUCCCCUUGUUCAUGCUGAACCUGCCUACCACCAUUAUUACUGAACGAAGCUGUGAUAAAAUUUAAACAAAUUAUCAAUCAUUUAUAUACAAUACAUUAGUUAUUGUUA
Molecule: messenger RNA, 571 nt
Organism: Melitaea cinxia (Glanville fritillary)
Lineage: Eukaryota; Metazoa; Arthropoda; Insecta; Lepidoptera; Nymphalidae
Product: cuticle protein 7-like
Exons: 4
Coding region: 63-506 (147 amino acids)
Cellular component (GO): extracellular matrix
Source: RefSeq, a predicted model, not a curated record